This is a messenger RNA of Vitis vinifera (wine grape), 938 nucleotides long. RefSeq lists its product as uncharacterized. The transcript has 5 exons. The record is from RefSeq and is a predicted model, not a curated record. Lineage: Eukaryota; Viridiplantae; Streptophyta; Magnoliopsida; Vitales; Vitaceae. Bases 245 to 778 code for a protein of 177 amino acids.
CCAAUGUUCCGGAGAAGUUGCCAACGCGGUUGGUUCCAGUGCGGAUUCCUCCACCGUACGCUAGUGAGGAAAAUACUAUUGCCAGAACCAUCUAGUUUCUUCCACAUCAUGCCCAACAAUUUCAUUGGACAUCCGCAACUAAUGGACCGUGGAAGCAACAAAAGCAGUUCUGGCAAUAACACUUUUCUUUUGAUAAUCUAAUUCAUCGGUUGAUCUACCCAAAACCCUAAACCCUAAUAGAGAGAUGUCGGACAGAGAUGAUGACUCCGAUGCUCCCGAAGAAUUCACAUCCGAGCAGGGACUGCGACAAGACGAAGAGAUAAGAAAAGUUCAGAGAGAAAAUAAGGCUAGGGUUGUUCGAGAAGGAAAAGAACGUCGCAGACAAUGGGCUCAACGAAAAACACCACGCACAUCUGGAGGUGAUGAAAAUGUCCAAGAUGUUAUUGAAAAUGACACGGCCCAGGAAUCUAUGGCUAGUGGAGGAAUGCUUCCAAACAACGUUGUUGAACUCCUUGCCACUCGUGAGAAGCAAGUCUUCUUAUCGGACUCUGAAGAAGAGAAGGCCGUGGAAAAGCCAUCCUCAAAGAGGAAAAAGUCCGGAGGCAAUGGGCCAGAUCCUGUUAUACUGAAGGACAUACCACCUCCUCCAUGCUUACAAGACGCCUUGGAAUUUUUGAAGAAAAAGAAAAUGCAUGUUUCAAGGUCGACAUCAGUUUUGAACAACUCUAACCAAGCUUUCCGCCUCCUAUCAACAUCUGGCUUGUUAAGUAAGAAAUGAGGAGCUAGAAUGUUAGCUUAUUGAGUAUUAAUGCUAUUUUUGCACCUAUCAACUCUAACCUGUAAUAUUAAUGCUAUUUUUGCACUACCCCUGCUCCAUCAGAAGCACAUGGUUGUUCAUGAUCAACAUAUUUUAUGAGUUUAACAUCUUGUGUUAUUAA